This is a messenger RNA of Tinamus guttatus (white-throated tinamou), 670 nucleotides long. NCBI's taxonomy places the organism in Eukaryota, Metazoa, Chordata, Aves, Tinamiformes, Tinamidae. The record is from RefSeq and is a predicted model, not a curated record.
AUGAAGGUGCCUGAAAUUAUAAGCUCCAUUCGACAGGCUGGAAAAAUAGCUCGUCAAGAAGAGUUUCAGAAUAAUCUUUCUGAUGUUGAAGACCCUUUUGCCAAAAAGUUUGAGGUGCUCUUCUGUGGACGAGUGACAGUAGCACAUAAAAAUGCACCCCCAGCACUCAUAGAUGAAUGCAUCGAGAAGUUUAAUCAUGCAAGUGGUGCAAAAAAAUCAGACUUCAACUCGUUUUCCCAACGACAUGAAACUACCAGUAACUCAGGAGGCUUCUCUUUCAGCGACAAAUUUCGGUCUGUCUUUCAUCCCUUGGUCGGUGAAGAGGAGGAAAAAAGGCCAAUGAGAAAAUCCUUUUCUCAGCCUGGGCUUCGUUCUUUUGCUUUUAAGAAGGAAAUGCAGGAGGGAAGCCAUAGGAGUAACAGCUUCGUCAGGUCUUUUGAGGAAGAUGCAAUUUCGUUGAACCUAAAAAGUCAACUUAUCUAUGGACACAGUGUUGUGCAGCCCACGGACAUUGCAGAAAACCGGACGAUGUUGUUUACGAUUGGCCAGUCUGAAGUUUACCUUAUCAGUCCUGACACAAAAAAAGUAGCAAUUGAAAAAAGCUUUAAAGAAAUAUCCUUUUGUUCUCAGGUAAGUUGCCAGUGUGUUCAUUUUUCUAAGUAUUCUUGAC